Molecule: messenger RNA, 1071 nt
Organism: Melampsora larici-populina 98AG31
Lineage: Eukaryota; Fungi; Basidiomycota; Pucciniomycetes; Pucciniales; Melampsoraceae
Exons: 6
Coding region: 1-1071 (356 amino acids)
Source: RefSeq, a predicted model, not a curated record
AUGUCAUUCAGACCUUGCGGUUGUCGACAACCGAAACCUUCGUUCUUGUCCUGUUUGUCCAUACAGAACAAGACCAAAGCGUGCGCUGACGGCGAGGAACUGAUUUCGACUCGUCAGAUGGAAUCUUCCGAUCUCCAAGCUAUCCUGCAGGACAAAGGAACACGGAAACGAUAUUUACCGCUGGUUCAAAACGGGGUGGAAAUAACAUUGGAAUUUACGAAGGUCUGCGAGUAUUACCAUAAGAUGGGUUCUGAUGGACAAACGUGGCGAACUCCAGAAUUUCAGCCGACAAUGAAGACAAGAUCAAGUAAAUCUACCUCCACAAUCCAAGAGUCUCACAUGAAUUCCCCUGUUGUAAAAGCGGAACCUUCAACUCCAAAAGAGGUCUUAGUAUCUCGAAAAAGGCCAUCCACCGGUACCAGCUAUCAACCUGACAAUGAUGGUCAUCAGCACGUAGGGAACCGACCCCGCUUAUCCUCGCCCACUUCGAACUUUCAAGCUCGACUAGAUCGCCUUCAAAAAAAGGUCAAAGAUCUUGCUGACAGCGUCAAGGAAUGUGCUGAGCAAGCAGAAGAGCUCGAAGUCGCUAGAACUGUUCUCGAAGAGAAACUUGUCGACGAUGAGGAGAAAUCGUCCAAAUUAGCUACCAAACAAAUUCAACGGGAGCUACGUAAGGAGAUCAUCCCUAACAUCACCUCUCUGAAUGAACAAAUCGCGACUCUCAAGGGUGAUUUGAGCAACAGGCUGGAUCUUGGUCGUCAGGUCAAGGAGAUUCAGGAACAGCUUCAAAUACUCGAAGGUAGAAUCGCACACGAACAUGCACCCCCGGAGUUGUCCGCAAAGCAGAUGGAAGAAAUUUGUCAGUACAUUAAACAGAAGAUAUCUUCAUUGGCCAAUGAUAAAACCCUGAAUGUCAAGCAAUCCGCCACUCCAGCUGCUGGGAAAGUGUCCUUGGAUAUGGGUAAGGCUUGCGAGAUAAGAGGUGCACUUCAAAAUAUGCACAAGACUUUUGAUGAAAUGAUUCAGCAUGUCUUGCAAUCGGAGGAAGGAGGGCAUGGUGUCAACAACUGA